Messenger RNA from Pelagomonas calceolata, 1110 nucleotides. The record is from the annotation of a GenBank genome assembly. Lineage: Eukaryota; Pelagophyceae; Pelagomonadales; Pelagomonadaceae.
UUGCUGUCGUCGAGGAGCCAAGCGCGCUGGUUCAACGAGGUCCCGGUGGAGCUUAGAGUUCAUUAGCUUGCUACCUGAAUUACCUCUUGGUGCCAUUGAUCGCUGUGCAAGGGAACGGCUCCGACAGUGUAGCCCUUUGCACUUAUCCAAUAUCUAGCCAGCCCCAGCGCUAGCCGAGCGCGCACAGCAACGAUGGCGCCGACCUUCAGGAGGCACGGCGCCGUCGCGCUCCUCGCGAGCGCCUCCGCGCUAGUCGCGCCGCGACCGCUCGCGUCCAAACCGCGACGGCCGACGCUAAAGGCCACGCCGACGAUGGGCCUCAAGGACACCAUCGGCAACAUCUUCGUGCCGCCGCCGCCGCCGCCGCCCGUGACGGUGGUCGAGGGCGCCGAGAACUUCCGGCUGCUCGGCGUGCCGCCGAACGCCGAGUACGACGAAGUCCAGCAGGCCGUCAAGGCCCUCAAAGAAAAAUAUGCGGGCGACACGAAGCGCCUCCUCAAGAUCGACGUGGCCAAGGACAAGAUCGCCGAGCUGCGACUCAGACAACGUGUGAGCGGCACUUUUGGGGUGACUGCCGAAGUGGCCGCUAGAGAUAAAACCAUCGGCGACUUCGAGUCGCAGGCCAUGAACCGCGCCAUCGCCAAGAACACCCCCAAAUGGAUCCGGAAGAUCCCCUACAUGUACAAGCCGUUCUGGAAGAUUGAUGAAUUGUACUCGAACCGGAAAGAUAGGGAGCUGCAGCGCGCCCACACGAAGACCGCGGGGUUGUAUUGGUGCGGCUUCGCGGCGGCGGCGACCUUCUUCCCGGGAGCGCUGACAUACAUCAAGUUCGGCGCGCCCCUCAUCCUCGUGUCGCACUUGGCGCAACGGGGGCAGCCGCCCGUCCCCAAGGACGAACGGGGCAUGGCCGGCGCCGUCCGCGACCCGAACUACGGCGACUACCUGUGGAGCGCGGCGCUAUUGACGGCGCACUCGGUUAUUGGAAAUUUCAUCGCCGGGUUCGCCGUGCCGUUCCUGACGCUGCUGCGCCCGCAGCAGAUCCGCUUCGUCAUCGGGACGGGCUGCAUGGCGCUCGGCGACGCCAUCUGGCAGCCGCACAUGGAGAAGUAG